CCCGGCCGGCGUCCCAAGAUGGCGGCGACGGCGGCGCCCGGAAGGCCGCGGCGGCGUCCCGGCUGCUAAGGCGGGCCCCACGCGGCUGGCAGCGGACAGGCCGGACCUAGGGCCGGAGGACGGGCGGCAGCCGCCUCUGCGCGGACCAGGGCUGGGCCGUGCGGCGGCAACGGCGCCAGGGGAUGCUUUUGCUGGGCCUGGCCUCUCCCUUCUCAACUUAGGGCGGCGGCGGGCCCGCGCCCCCGGCUCCCGGGCCAUGGCGCUGAGGGAGCUCAAAGUGUGUCUGCUCGGGGAUACAGGUGUAGGUAAAUCAAGUAUCGUGUGGCGGUUUGUGGAAGACAGUUUUGAUCCAAACAUCAACCCAACAAUAGGGGCAUCUUUUAUGACCAAGACUGUCCAGUACCAAAAUGAGCUACAUAAAUUCCUAAUCUGGGAUACAGCUGGACAAGAACGAUUUCGUGCCUUAGCACCAAUGUACUAUCGAGGGUCGGCUGCAGCUAUAAUCGUUUAUGAUAUCACAAAAGAAGAGACAUUUUCAACAUUAAAGAAUUGGGUGAAAGAGCUUCGACAGCAUGGCCCACCUAAUAUUGUAGUUGCCAUUGCAGGAAAUAAAUGUGAUCUUAUCGAUGUAAGAGAAGUCAUGGAGAGAGAUGCAAAGGACUACGCCGACUCUAUUCAUGCAAUUUUUGUAGAGACCAGCGCAAAAAACGCGAUAAACAUAAAUGAACUCUUUAUAGAAAUUAGUCGAAGAAUUCCAUCCACUGACGCCAACCCGCCAUCUGGCGGUAAGGGCUUCAAACUCCGAAGACAGCCUUCAGAGCCAAAGCGGAGCUGCUGCUGACCGAACCUCAGCCUCUCAGACUUGAUGAUGAAGUAGGUGGUCCUGAAAGUUAACAGGAGGGCUGGGGUCCCUGCCACCAGUUUUCACCUAGCUGGUCUUGAGUCUUCUCCGUGCAAAAAAGGAUUCACAGAAAUUGACCAGUUCUGUUCCCCAAAGACUGCAGCAAUGAUAUUUCAGUCUGUGAACUUCUAUUAUGUAAAGAAUCUCUAGUGUACAAAGGGACUACAUUGUUGGCUUUUGACCUUGCUGAAAAGGAACAUAUAAUUGUAUGGUUGGUAGGAUUAAGUUGUUGAGUAGUUUUGUAAUCAAGAUUUUAUGUAACAUUUGUAAAGGGAAAAUUAGCACUUUCGUGUUUCUUAAGGGAAAAGAAAAAGAGCUUGUGGAGAUUAUAAUUUCCUUGGUUUCUGUUACCACUGUUAGAGGGAGUUGUAUUAUUUAACAUAUAGUAGGAUAGUUUAAGUGGAGGGAGGACAAUUAUUAUCUGAAGCUAAAAUGGGUUAUUUAUAGGACUGAUGGAAAUGAUUUCAUCUCUGCCAUCUCUAAAGCACUUUUCAUUGAACAUGUUAGCCUAGGAUACGUACAGUAAAUUAACAAUGAUAGCAGCAGAUGCCUAGCUCACCCUGGGUUUGCUUCUGACCUUGUCAUGUGUGUGCCACCAAACACGUUAUUGGCACCUUUUUAAAUAAGCUCUCAUGAUCAAGAUGGUGAUGGUAGAGAAGCUGCCCGGAAUAAAUUGAAUUUCAUAUGUUCUAAACUGACUAGCAAUGGUUUAAAAAGGAAGAAGAGCGGAAGUGAAGAAGGUGGUGUAAAUGCUGUCAAUUUUUUUUUAACCCAAGUAUUUUGGUGGGGAAAAGCAAGUAUCUGUUGCUUAGCAUAUGUAAAGUUGUAGUCUAUAUUUAUGAGGCCAUUGCUUAAAGAUUAUAAAUUAUGUAAAUACAUUGAUAAAUUCUAAGUUUCAUUUGACAUUCCAUUGAAUCUCGCACCCAGUCUCGCGUAUGCCUGCCCAGUUUUCAGCCUCUUAACGGGAGACUCAAGCACAUUGGUGUUGUAUAAAGGUAUAGAGCACAUAGCACUUGGAAGGUUUCUCUGCCUUCCCUUCUUCCCACCCGCCUCCCGCCGGAUCCCAUCUGGAAAUCAUAAUAAAGACAUAUGCCACUUUGA
Molecule: messenger RNA, 2002 nt
Organism: Nomascus leucogenys (northern white-cheeked gibbon)
Lineage: Eukaryota; Metazoa; Chordata; Mammalia; Primates; Hylobatidae
Gene: RAB22A
Product: RAB22A, member RAS oncogene family
Molecular function (GO): GTPase activity; GTP binding
Source: RefSeq, a predicted model, not a curated record